CACGCGGAGUAAAGUUAGUCUUCGAGUAACCAUAUCGAUGAAUAGUUUGACGUUCUUUUAAAUGUGUGAUAAAAUAUUUUUUUCAUUUAGUUAAUUUAAAAAAAAAAUGUUUAAAUUGAUGAUAGAAAUUUAAUGGUUCAGUGAUUAUUAGUAGACGAGUAAACAUUUAAAUGAUCAUAUUCAACUAUCAGAAAUCUUGUAGAAGAAAAUUCACUUGGAUAUUGAAUCGAAUGAUUUAAAACAAAAAAAAAAAAAAAAAAAUGUUGAGUUUUCGUGAAAUUUUGUGCCUGGCCUUGUAUCUUCAAAGUGUCAUUUGUCGACCAACGGAACAACCAACAAAAUUCAGUUUGAAUAGUUCAUUGAAAAUUGACGAAGAAACUGAUAAGGCUGAUAAAAAUGGACCAACAAUGUUGCAACAGACGAUGGAGUUGUUAGGCAGUUUAGCGGAUAAAAUUAGAUUUGGCAGAGGGAGAUUUGUCAAUUCAGUGACAUUAAUCAAAAACAUCAUGCAGGAUCGAGGAGAGGAUUGGUUAGAUCGAAUAGCAGAUGUCAUGAGAUUCGGCAAUAGAAGAUUAAAUUCGGAUAAAUUGGCCGCGAACAACAUUAUCGACGAAAAUGAGGAUGUUGCUAGUGAAUCGCAAAAUACAGUGACAAUGGUAAUUCAGCCAAAAAGUGAUUUUAAUCAAGGGGAAAAAAAAUUGGCUUCAUAUGAAAAAGUACCGUUUGCACAAUUUUUACCACCACGAACAAGGGAGACAGCACGACUCGAAAAAGAGAGCGAUCAGGCUCUAUUUGAAAAACCAAAAUCAAAUCCAGUUGAAGGAAUUUUGGAAAAAUUUUUCCAUCCAACACCAUUGGUCGAUGGAAUUAGCGAGGAUCAAAAAUAUGGAAAUUCCGGUGAUAAAUUCGCUGGAGUUGGACGUGCCCUUGUUAAUGGUUUCGAGGGAAUUAGUAAUUUUCUAAAUGCAGCUGUUGAUUUUCCAGUAAAAGCAGCAAAAAACACUUCUCGAAGUAUCACAGAAGCUCUCAAUCAAUUGGGAUCACGAUUAGUGGGGCUUCAAUAAAAAAAAAAAUUCAAUUUCCAAUUUUAUAAUUCUAUGAUUUAUUUUGUAAAUUUUCAUAUUAUAUAUAUAAGUGUUUAAAAUGUACAUACAGUGUCUAUCGAAAUAAAUAUAAUAUCUCUCGUUAAAA
Leptopilina boulardi is the source of this 1191-nucleotide messenger RNA. RefSeq lists its product as uncharacterized. The coding region runs from base 261 to 1064 and encodes 267 amino acids. The transcript is spliced from 6 exons. Lineage: Eukaryota; Metazoa; Arthropoda; Insecta; Hymenoptera; Figitidae. The record is from RefSeq and is a predicted model, not a curated record.